Molecule: messenger RNA, 2094 nt
Organism: Neoarius graeffei (lesser salmon catfish)
Lineage: Eukaryota; Metazoa; Chordata; Actinopteri; Siluriformes; Ariidae
Gene: flrt1a
Product: fibronectin leucine rich transmembrane protein 1a
Exons: 1
Coding region: 1-2094 (697 amino acids)
Molecular function (GO): protein binding
Source: RefSeq, a predicted model, not a curated record
AUGGCUCCUGAAGUCAUGGCUGAGCUUCGUGAUUGGCUAUUUCUUCUCCUUCUGUGCCUCACGCUAUUGGCCGAAGUGCUGCAGUGUGCUGCAAAUGCCUCGCAAGGAAUGGAUACAGAGAGGGACAUAGUGUGUCCCUCUGUGUGCCGCUGUGAUGAAGACUUUAUUUACUGCAAUGACCGUGGUCUAAGUGCUAUCCCACCACUCCCCCCAUCAGCCUCCAUUCUUUAUCUUCAAAACAAUCACAUAGAUAAUGCAGGACUUCCCACAUCCUUGGAGUACCUCACGACUGUGGAGGUUAUAUAUCUCUAUGAUAAUGAGCUGGAUGACUUUCCCAUGCACCUACCACCCUCAUUACGGGAACUUCAUCUCCAAGACAACAACAUCCGGGUGUUACCACGGGCUGCAUUAGCCAGGUUGCCUCUCCUGGAGAAGUUGCAUUUAGAUGACAACUCAGUGUCCACAGUUAGUAUAGAAGACCAGGCUUUUGCAGACAAUCCUCGUCUUCGUCUGCUCUUCCUUUCCAGAAACCACCUUUCUAGCAUUCCCUCAGGGCUUCCAGCCUCACUUGAGGAGCUCCGCUUAGAUGAUAAUCGUAUCUCAACAAUUCCCACGCAUGCCUUCCGAGGUUUAUCUUCUCUGCGCCGUCUUGUCUUGGAUGGUAACCUUCUGGCCAAUCAGCGCAUUGCAGAUGACACCUUCUCACGCCUCUCAAACCUCACUGAACUGUCUUUAGUGCGGAACUCCCUUCAAACUCCACCUCUCAAUUUACCUAGUGCACACCUGCAAAGACUCUCUCUCCAGGACAAUGCCCUGAUCCACAUGCCACGGGGCUCCCUUGAUGGAAUGCGUAGUCUUCAGAGGCUGGACCUUUCCGGGAACAACCUGACCACACUUCCCAGAGGCUUGUUCCGGGACUUGGAGAGCUUGGGGCAGUUGCUUGUGCGUGGCAACCCUUGGCACUGUGGAUGCAAUCUGCGCUGGCUGUACGACUGGCUGGAAGCCAAAGGGAACACUAUUACAGUCCGAGGACUAGCUUGCCAAUCUCCAGAGCGAGUGCGCGACAUGCCACUAAGGGAACUUACUAGCCAAAUGGAUGAGUGUGAAUUGGCAGCUGCUGGAGGUGGGGGGAUAGGUGGAGUGGGUUCACCAGGUGGGGGAGGUACUACUGGCAAUAGAAUGGGUGGAGCAGGAGUCAGUUCCACAACUCUGUCCCCUCCACAGGGAUCCCUGUUCACGCUGCGGUCCAAGCGACCAGGUCUGGGGUUUCCAGACAAAGGCUUGGACUACACACUUGGCAGCAGUGGUGUGGGCAAGAACCUGGCCCUGAAUGUAAAGCCACUAUCCCAUGAUAGCGUCAGGGUCACAUGGAGUGUGGCUCAAACAUCAUCAUCUUUCAGGCUUAGUUGGCUCCGUCUGGGGACUACUGCUGCAAUGGGUUCCAUUACUGAGACUCUAGUGAGGGGUGACCGAAGAGAGUAUCUGCUUACUGCCCUCCAGCCAGCAUCCAGCUACAUCAUCUGCAUGGUGCCCCUAGCCUCUGGCACUGGGAACAAAGGCAGUAUGUCUGGAAGGAACACAGACACAGAUGAGGCUCCAGUGUGUGCAAAGGCUGAGACAUCCGAUCCCAACCUGUCUGAUGUUGACCAAGGGGAGAAUCAGGGCUCGGAGCACAUCACCUCACUUCCACUCGCUGGGAUUAUUGGUGGAGCCACUGCGCUAGUCUCUCUGACACUUAUUCUUGGAAUAUUCUGCUGGUAUGUUCAUCGCUCCAGACGCUUUUCCUCAAGAGAUCACUAUAGCCGCAGUAGCUCACGCAAAAGCAAGCAUUAUGAUGACUACAUUGAAUCAGGCACUAAAAAAGAUACCACCAUCCUGGAGAUCCGAGGACCUGGAUUCCAGAUGACACCAAUGGCUGCCAGAGAGACACUGCAGCCCAAGCCAGUACAGGAAGACUACAUAAUACACACAAUCUUCCCUUCCAAUGGCACAGGUCUAUACAAACCGUCCCACCACACAACUAAUGCAGGCUAUGGCACAAACCGUGGCUAUAGAGAAGGAGGUAUUCCAGAUAUAGAUUACUCUUACACGUGA